AUGCAGGCAAAAGGUUGGCAGCGGGUGGCAGAUGGAAGCCACCUCGGCCAGGACACCUCCCCUGAGCGCGGCGAGCAGCAAGCCCUGCAGGACGGGGCUCCCCCAGCGCUCAGCAAACUGCCCGCAGGUUUAUGCUGUUCCUUGUGCAGCAGCGGUUGGGUUUAGUCAGGUCCUACUGGGAUAUUUGUACGGAAGUCAAAGAGAAGGGAGGCUACCUCUUGCUGUUCAGGCUUGCGCUGAUUCUGCACUGGGUAGAGGCAUCUGGGUGACUUUGUGCAGUGAAGCCGUCCUGAAUAACAGAAUCCACAGAGUCACAUCUCAGAGAAGGAGUAGAGAGAAAUGCUUUGUAGUUUUUGCUGCUAAGUAAAAAAAAAAAAAAACAAAAACCAAACAAACCACUGAUUUAAUUAACAAUUUAAAAUACUUUUUUUUUCCCGCCAAGGCAAACAUUUGGAAGUCUAAAGUUUUUUAGGGGGGUAAAGCAAAGAUAAUAAAGGUCUUGAUUUGCUUGGGAGCCUGCAGUCCCUGCGGAGUGCUGUCAGACAGCGGCUGCCUGUGAGGACACCCCUGAGCUACCAGCUAUUAUGCUGUAGUGGGUGGCCAGCUGGUGUCCUGGGUGGCCAGUUGGUGGCCCAAGGAGAGAACAAGGCAGUUCUAACUGGCCACUGGAAACACUAACAUGUGCUGGGUGGAACCAGCCUAGGGCUGGCACCGAGCUCCGGCUGAUGAGCUGCUUUAUGGGAACAAGAUGCUGGGAAACUCGAGCUGGCUCUCCAAGGAGCUGCCUCCUGUUGUGUCAGGGCUAACAGCGAGCCAACCUGUUUGUGUGGCACGAUACCUGAGCCCUGGGCCCCAGCUGCCUCCUGGCCUUCCCCAGGUACUAUGUGCCCCACAAAACUCGCUGCUGACCAGGGUGUCCUUCCCUCUCGCUGCCCAACUGAGUAGCUGACAGCUGGUGAUGUGGAUCCAGCCUCCAGAUAACCAGGGGAGAUUAGCUUCAAGCCUUAAUUGUUGUGACUCCGGGGUUAUCUGUGAUACAGCACAGUUGGUAAUACUUGCUCUGCAUAAAUAGUAGUUGGAGCAGGACAGGAGUCCAGGUGUCACAUCUCCCAGGCAAGUGUUCUGUUGAUCGUCAGGCCAAAUUAGAGCUUGUCUCACUGAAUAAAUAGUUAUUGGAUACAAAGUGGGUCAGCUGCAGUAAGAAAGAACUGAGGAAGAUCUAGUCCAGAGUACCCUGUAAGUCAGGGCUAGAAGAGAAGCUUGAGCAAUGGGACGCUUUGGUUCUUCAUCUUGGGGGGGCAGGAGCUGCCCCUUCCUCUGCAGUAUCCACAAGCACAAAAAGCAGUUGGUGAAAAUGUUUCUGACGUGUUACUAAACUGGGUUGUCCAGAUGAAGUUAGUAAGCACUGUUGUGUUGAAAUAGAGGGGACAGGAGACCAUGCUGUGUGACUUUGAAAACAUGCCAAAAAUCAGGGGGAAAGCUCAGGUACAGGAGGCGAUCUAACAACUCUGUACUAUUUGAGGGCUGCAAAAAUCCUGUUUUCAGAAUUGCAGCUGAGACAAAGCCAGAAGAGAAUAUACACUUGUGUCUUGACUUUAAAAAUAUCUGGGCAAUCACACAUGCAGCUACUGUAAGUGGCCUUGCAAUGCCGCUAUUUGUGCACAGUGACAUCUUGUUAGCUGUGUGUUCGGCUCAACCACCGAUCUGCAUUGCUUAGUCGGUUGGAAUCUAAGACUUAUAUGUGGUUUGCAAAAGUUGCUCCAACAGCCAAAAUCAGGAAAAUAUUAAAUACAAAUGUUAAGCAUGUAUGUACAUAGGUUUAGCUAUGUCAGAGCUGACAUGUGCUCUGGUAUCCUUCUACCCUGAAAUGAAAAUGAAACGAUUUCUUUAGGAGGGGUGCAGGUAUUCACUUCUUCGCUUGUACUAAGUGAGAAGACUUCUUCAUGACAAUGUAAUUUUAAGUAACAUUCAAGCCAGACUUAACAGGCUUUUCUGUGCAUUUUACUGAACCACACUGCAACUGCAUCUAGCUCUGGCUCCCUCCUAUUAUGGGAGACAAACUGGAACUGAUCUAGACAGUAACAUUUUAACCUCGUUAAUGAUAACCUAGCAGAAGGUAAAGUGGCAACUCGGGCUGCUGAGGAAAACAAACAAACAAGAGCAGCGAGCAGCUGACAAACCCGAGUGCAGGACAAGGAGUGACACACGGAGGAGUGACACACCGCAGCUCAUUUACAGCCACUCACCGUGUUCGGCAGCCGGACACAGGGCUGCAGUUACCCCGUGCUUUUAGGACGUAAAGCUUUGAGCCCUUCGCUGGGCGCUGCGGAUGCUGGGCAGCUCGUGGUGCCCCCACCAGUUGCAGCUGCUUUCAUCCCCCUGGUUCCUCCCAGCGGCAAGCAGGGAGGUAGCUGAAUACCUGUUGUGUGCUUGCACGUACACAUGUGACAGAGCGUGGGGCUGCACCUUUGUAACACAAAAAGAUCUUGGAGUAGGAUUGUUUUAUGCCAGUUAGAUGCUUUUGUUUAAUAUAACAAGAAAUCAAAUAGUCAUUUGAGCAGUCUGGAAGUACUUUUCACUGGAGCCACAGGCAGGGAUUUCAGGAGCUUAGAACGACCCUAUUGCCCCCUCCCCUCUUCUCCCCCAAGCUUUUCUCCCAGACAUUUAGGAGGUCACAUCCUGUGAGAUGGGAAGAGAAGGGGAGCAGCUUUUAGCCUUGACAGGGCCGUGUUCCUGCAGCAGCUGUGGUGGAGUCCUGCUUGUACCACCAGCAGGUCAGGAGCAGGCUGAACCUCAGCGGGAGGACAUGAGUCAGGUUCACCUUGCCCUUAAUCCAUGUGAAGACCCGCUGGAAACACGUUCUAGAAAACAGUUUUCAGUCUCCUGAUAUAUUCUGUUGUGUCAAAGAAGAGUCUGUCCAAAUGAGCAAGACAUCCCAACAGAACACCGCUACAGAUGCGAACGGAGUAAGUGUGAUUCACACCCAGGCGCACACCAGUGGUUUGCAGCAGGUUCCCCAGCUGGUUCCCGUUAGUCCUGGUGGUGGAGGCAAAGCUGUGCCUCCAAGCAAACAGGGAAAGAAAAAUUCCUUUGUGGAUAGAAACAGUGAUGAGUAUCGUCAGCGCAGAGAGCGGAACAACAUGGCAGUGAAAAAGAGCCGGUUAAAAAGCAAGCAGAAAGCACAAGACACGCUGCAGAGGGUCACCCAGCUCAAAGAAGAAAAUGAACGUUUGGAGGCAAAAAUUAAGCUCCUAACCAAGGAGCUGAGUGUACUGAAAGACUUGUUCCUUGAGCACGCACACAACCUCGCAGACAAUGUGCAACCUGUUGGCACUGAAACCACCACAACAAACCCAGAGAACAGCGGACAGUAGGCACCGUCGCAACCUCAUGAAAUGAACUCUCGAGGUACAGCUUGUCUGCACCACCCAUGCAGUAACUGAGGAAAAGAUGUGUUCUUUUAACCGUCAUUUCUUGGAGAUCUUUUUAGGUUUAACACUGAAGAUUUGAUAUGAUUAAACCAGAAACUGCUUAGGCUAUUUGUUUAAAAGCGUUAAAUAUUUUUCUCCUCUGGAAGAUUUGUCUAACAAAUGCAGAUCUAAAUUCAUAGUCAACAAGGAGCUUAGCAUUAGGGAAAUAACAUGUUCACGGAAGUGUACUUACCUUCUUAUAUUUUGCGUAAUGGGAGGAAUCCAUCGGGAUGGUUCACUGUAGUAUCAGUAAAUCAUAACCGGGUGAAUUGUCUUUUAAAUACUUUUUAGUGUAUUUAAGCCCGUUGUUUUCUCCAUUAUGUAUUACAAACUGCAAAGGCCAUGGAGAGAGUCUGCUGUCCUGUCAACUACUUUAAACCUGUAGAGCAAGUCCUAUAAAGCACCACUUAGGUCUUUCAUAUCUGGCUAUAGUUAAUGGGGAGGGUGUAGUAUUAGUGAGCUAGGAUGCUUACUGAUGUUUUCUAGAAAAACAGCAAUAUACUAUAAUAAUAUAUACAGGCAGUUGGCUUCCAAAAGGCAAAUGAUAGUCUGAAUCAAGUAUAAGAGGUAAAGCAGCACACUGACAAAGUCUUUUAAGCCUGUGUUCACGUUAACAUUGCUCACACAGUGACUCUGGGGCCUUAAGAGAACAAGAUUUUGGUUUUCAGAAAAUGGCAAAGUACUACCAAAAACCUCUGCUCUGCAAAACUGCAUUCUUGCUGGGGUGCAGGUAUCAGGGAGAACAAAAUGCGCAGCUUGGCUAAGCAAUGAAAGGAUUAAGGCAGCAUCUGUACAGCCAGAAUGUAUGGACCACUGCUUGCUGACACUCAUUUCCAUUUUCAUGGGCGUUCAGAUUUGUAGCUGAGUUCGUAUAGAAAGUGGUUUUAAAAAUAAAUGGCCCUAGUUUGAGUACCUGAUUCAGCAGAAUUUCUAUUGCCAUCAUAGAGUUGCGUGAAGGAGUAUCUUCAGUCUUGUUUUAUUUCCAUCAAAAGUUUUGCUAUAGCAAUUUUUAAAAUGCUAGUGAUAAGUCUUUGCCAUGAUCCAUAAUGCAGUGGUAUGUACCUAUAUUGAGGAUUUAAACAACAAAAGUAAAGCAGGAACUUUGAUGUAACCUUAAUUUAUUUUCAUUUUUAAAUAUUUCAUUGACUGUAUGGUUGUGUUACAUUUAACCUGUGUGUCUGGCUAGUGGAUUAUUACACUGUCUUAAUUUCCCUCCUACACUACCUUUUUCCAUAGAUUAUUUUGUAGGAUGCUUGUUUGCCUUGUAUCUGUACUUAGGAAAAGAACUUGGAUAUUAUCUCUAUGAGGAUGCUGUUAGAAAAUAAAGCCUUUAAAAGUUCUUUUUGAAUUUAAAUUUUUAAUACAAAGGUAAUUAGAUGCAGUCUUUUAUGGAUUGUUUUGGACUAUGGUAGUCUUUUUACAGAGAUACGUUUUUUUGGUUCUAGCUGCAGCUUGAAUAGGUAGGGUUGAAAUAUCAGAAUCUAAUAAAAACAUUUUGCCUCUA
Anas platyrhynchos (mallard) is the source of this 4974-nucleotide messenger RNA. It is a transcript of the gene CEBPG, whose product is annotated as CCAAT enhancer binding protein gamma. The record is from RefSeq and is a predicted model, not a curated record. NCBI's taxonomy places the organism in Eukaryota, Metazoa, Chordata, Aves, Anseriformes, Anatidae. Gene Ontology annotation, biological process: regulation of transcription by RNA polymerase II; DNA-templated transcription. Gene Ontology annotation, molecular function: DNA-binding transcription factor activity, RNA polymerase II-specific; RNA polymerase II cis-regulatory region sequence-specific DNA binding.